AUGGUGAUGAAAGAAGGAAGGAAGACCGAGUCACGUGAUUACGAGUUUGAAAUCGACGAAGAAGGUGAUUUAGAGUUUAAUCCACGAAGGGGAUUCAAAAGCGUCACACAACUCCCCUUAGCUCAACCUGAUUUCGUUUACUAUUUCUGUGAAAACGCGGCUAACUAUACUGUAAACAGUAAGUACCAAAGUAAUCUCAACAACGCCCUCCCCGCCCUCCCCACCACCAACAGGGGCCUUGGUUUCUACAAGCUCUCCCUCGGGAACGGAAAUGAUACAGUGAACACUGUCGCGCUUUGUCGAGGAGACGUCAACUCAGAUGUGUGUGACAGUUGUGUUAAUGACUCCAUUGUUAAAUUACCACAACUCUGCCCAAACCAAAAGGCAGCAAUAGGAUACUACGACUACUGUUUCCUGACAUACUCCAACGAGAUUAUAUUGAAUAACCCACGAAUAUCGUUUGUGUAUCUAAGCAAUCACCAAAAUGCAACUGAUAGCGAAAGAUUCAAUAGUGCUUUGGCACCACUAUUAAGGCAGCUGAGAGGUUAUGCCGCCGCUGCGGCUCCCCUUGCGAAGUUUGCCUCUGGGAACGUUACUGGUCCAGGUUUCACGACGAUCUAUGUGAUUAUGCAGUGUAUUCCAGACCUAUCGGAGCAACAGUGCAUGGAUUGCUUGGAGGAUAUAAUCAAUCGAAUGGCACAAUAUUAUAAUGGGAAAGUUGGAGGAAGAGUUCUUCUACCUAUGUGUAACUUUAGGUAUGAGACAUAUAAGUUUUUCAACGGGAGUACUGCCCAGGUCGUCUCACCGCCAUCAUCACCACCAAUUUUACAGUCGUCUCCGUCAGUCCCACAACAAACGCCCCCACCAGAUCAAAGUGUAUUACCAGAUGAUUUGUUAUCCGAUAAAGAUUUGCUGAUUGUGGAGAUUACCGUUUUCACUGAUCAGUCAUUCAAGUUGGGCAUAAAGUUGAUUACGGAAAACAGGAUUUCAGAUUUUCGUGGGUAUUCACAAAUUUGA
Molecule: messenger RNA, 1017 nt
Organism: Helianthus annuus (common sunflower)
Lineage: Eukaryota; Viridiplantae; Streptophyta; Magnoliopsida; Asterales; Asteraceae
Product: cysteine-rich repeat secretory protein 38
Exons: 3
Coding region: 1-1017 (338 amino acids)
Source: RefSeq, a predicted model, not a curated record